UCAUUUGCUCUUCACCCAUUACUCUAUAAAAUCUGUCAGACCCUUCUAGAAUAGAAUAGUCUCUUACCCUGAAUCCUGACAAGUGACCCCCUUUACUUGUAUAUACUUGUGGCUGUAGUGGUUGUAGUUCAUAUCCUAGCUCACCACUUUGUUCUUUCUCUGCAUUCUUUUCUCUUAUUCUACAACAUUCAUCUAUCAUCUCCCUCCCUCUCUCUUUCCCUUGGGGUGCUCUGAGAUCACGGAAGACAAUGGUGAAGGCUGUUGCAGUUCUUAGUGGCAAUGAGUGUGUGAGUGGCACCAUCUUUUUGACCCAAGAAGGAGAUGGCCCUACAACUGUUACUGGAACAAUCACCGGUCUGAAACCAGGGCUCCAUGGCUUUCAUGUCCAUGCCCUUGGAGACACAACGAAUGGCUGCAUGUCAACUGGACCACAUUUCAAUCCAAAAGGCAAAGAGCAUGGUGCUCCUUGCGAUGAGAACCGUCAUGCUGGUGAUCUUGGAAAUGUUACUGCUGGUCAAGAUGGUACUGCCAAUGUGUUAGUUGUUGACAAUCAGAUUCCACUCACUGGACCACAUUCUGUUGUUGGAAGGGCAGUCGUUGUCCAUGCAGAUCCAGAUGAUCUUGGGAGAGGAGGACAUGAACUCAGCAAAACCACUGGCAAUGCUGGUGGUAGGGUUGCCUGUGGUGUCAUUGGUCUGCAAGGCUAAGAUUGACUGUUGCUUGUGAUCAAUAGUAGUCGAAAUGGGGGAAGAACUGUUUUCCGAAAUAAAUAUGAUUCUGCUUCUUGUAGCAGUUGAAUGUAUUCUCAGACUAAUGUUCUUCUUACCAUUAUGUUUGAGUCAUAACACUUUUUUGUCCCAAUUUUCCUUUGUCCCAAUGUAGGAGUGAAACUGCUGGUAUUGGGACUGCCCCUACUAAGUUGCAGGUUUACAUGCACUGAAAAUGGCAGCUAGAAUAAUCACAAGUACAAGUGAUGUGAAAAAUGCCCAUUUUCCUUUUUUUUUUUUUUAAUGAGAAAUCAGUGCAAGUUUGAUCUUAUUUCA
Molecule: messenger RNA, 1043 nt
Organism: Coffea eugenioides
Lineage: Eukaryota; Viridiplantae; Streptophyta; Magnoliopsida; Gentianales; Rubiaceae
Product: superoxide dismutase [Cu-Zn] 2-like
Exons: 8
Coding region: 249-707 (152 amino acids)
Biological process (GO): removal of superoxide radicals
Molecular function (GO): superoxide dismutase activity; copper ion binding
Source: RefSeq, a predicted model, not a curated record